UUAGUGUGAUGACUGAUAAGUGUCAAAAUAACAUUGUAAUUUGACAUUCUUUUCUUUUGAAAGCUCAUAAAGCUCAUGUUUUUUAGUAUUAAUUGAUUUAAAUUCAUACAUUCGUCGCAUUUGUAUAUAAAGUAGCAAUCAAGAAAAUGUACUGCUCAUAAACGAUUCGAUUUUCAAUCAUUUCAGUUUCUUUCAAAAUACUAAAUACGCAUCAUGGCUCUAGUUAUCAGACGCUCUCCAUUUUUGAAACAAUUCAAUGUUUUGGGUAAAGGAAUAAGCUCUACCACCGCGUGCCAAAGUGAUCGCCCGAAAUCCGAAGUUAAAGUCGCCAAUACCGAUAACAAAGUUGUUGAAAAUACGGCAAGUAGAGAAUACCGCCCGUAUUCUCCAUUUCAAAUAAAUCCAAGAACGAAUUUAGUCGAAUAUGUCAUUGCCAAAAUGGAUGAUGUUGUCAACUGGGGCCGUAAAUAUUCUCUUUGGCCUUUGACUUUCGGUUUAGCAUGCUGUGCCGUAGAAAUGAUGCACAUCGCUGCUCCUCGGUAUGAUAUGAACCGUUACGGUAUUGUAUUUCGUGCUAGUCCUAGACAAGCCGACGUUAUUAUUGUUGCCGGUACUGUUACUAAUAAAAUGGCACCAGCUCUUAGAAGAGUUUAUGACCAGAUGCCACAUCCUAGAUGGGUGAUUUCGAUGGGCAGUUGUGCAAAUGGAGGAGGAUACUAUCAUUAUUCGUAUUCUGUUGUUCGGGGCUGUGAUAGAAUUAUUCCCGUUGAUGUCUAUGUACCAGGUUGCCCUCCAACCGCUGAAGCAUUGUUGUACGGUUUCUUCGUUUUGCAAAAAAAGAUUAAGAAGAUGAAUAAGGUUCAAAUGUGGUAUAGAAAGUAAUCGUGUUUCGGUGUAAAUACUUUUCUAUUACCUACUUCUCUUUUAAUAAUUAUUUCCGUAGUUGAAUACGUGGAUUUUACUCGAGCAUAGGAUGUAUUGAUGUUAUUUGUUUUAUUUUUGCAAUCCACAUUGCUUGUACUAGUAUUUGUAUUGAAGCUUCAUUAAUUUUUCUUUUUCGUCAGAAUAAACAAUGAUGUAGAAAA
Messenger RNA from Planococcus citri (citrus mealybug), 1085 nucleotides. RefSeq names its product NADH-quinone oxidoreductase subunit B 2-like. Gene Ontology annotation, molecular function: 4 iron, 4 sulfur cluster binding; quinone binding; NADH dehydrogenase (ubiquinone) activity. Lineage: Eukaryota; Metazoa; Arthropoda; Insecta; Hemiptera; Pseudococcidae. The transcript has 6 exons. The coding region runs from base 214 to 882 and encodes 222 amino acids. Gene Ontology annotation, biological process: electron transport coupled proton transport; aerobic respiration; mitochondrial respiratory chain complex I assembly. The record is from RefSeq and is a predicted model, not a curated record.